AUGGAUAAACCCCGGAGCUCCCUCCCUGCGGCUCUCCUCCUCUGCUUCUUCCUAUGGGAUCUACCCUGUUUCCAGCAGGCAUCCAUCCCCAGCAGCCAGCAGGCGAGGGGGGUGAGAAGGCAGCGCAGAGAGGGCAAGCUGCUGCCAACAGACAGCCAGGACAUACCCCGGGCAGUGCCAGUGGUGCCCCACGAAUACAUGCUGUCCAUUUACAAAACUUUCUCCACGGCUGAAAAACUUGGGAUCAAUGCCAGCUUCUUUCAGUCAUCCAAGUCUGCCAACACAAUCACCAGCUUUGUGGACAAGUCCCGGGACAAUCUCUCCCACUCUCCUGCUAGAAGACAGAGGUAUUUGUUUGAUGUAUCGACUUUGUCAGACAAAGAAGUACUAGUGGGAGCUGAGCUAAGGAUCUUUCGAAAAACUCCCAUGGAGCUAGCAAAAGCCCCCUCGGGGCUGUACCACCUGCAGAUUUUGCCUUGCUCAUCUAAGACCCCAUGGGAUUCCAUAACACUGGACCUGCGGGAAACUACUGCGCCAGGGUGGGAAGUGUUUGACGUGUGGAAAAGCCUGGAUAGCCUAAGAAUCAGAAACCAGCUUUGCUUGGAGUUAAAAGCCACCUCAGCCACUUCUGGGCUUGAGGUGAACCUUAAAAGUUUAGGUUUGGCUAGAAAACCCAGAUCUCAGCAGGAGAAGGCCCUCCUGGUGGUAUUUACCAAAUCGAAGAAGAAGAACCUUUAUAAUGAGCUAAAGGAGCAGGUUCACUCUUCCAAGGGGCAGGAAAAAGAGAUCCGAUUUCAAUUUAAAACCAAGAGAAAAAGAAGGACAACUUUUAACAGUCGUCAUGGAAAACGUCACGGAAGGAAAUCUCGACUUAGAUGUAGCAAAAAGCCUCUCCAUGUGAACUUUAAAGAGUUGGGCUGGGAUGAUUGGAUUAUAGCUCCCUUAGAAUAUGAAGCAUAUCACUGUGAGGGAGUCUGUGAUUUUCCUUUGAGGUCUCAUUUAGAACCCACCAACCAUGCAAUUAUUCAGACCUUAAUGAACUCUAUGGACCCAGGAUCUACUCCUCCCAGCUGUUGCGUCCCUACCAAAUUGACUCCAAUCAGUAUUCUUUACAUUGACGCUGGAAAUAAUGUGGUCUACAAACAGUAUGAGGACAUGGUGGUAGAGUCCUGUGGUUGCAGGUAG
This is a messenger RNA of Nanorana parkeri, 1185 nucleotides long. RefSeq names its product growth differentiation factor 6 (gene GDF6). Lineage: Eukaryota; Metazoa; Chordata; Amphibia; Anura; Dicroglossidae. Gene Ontology annotation, biological process: SMAD protein signal transduction; BMP signaling pathway. Gene Ontology annotation, molecular function: cytokine activity; growth factor activity. The record is from RefSeq and is a predicted model, not a curated record. Bases 1 to 1185 code for a protein of 394 amino acids. The transcript has 2 exons. Gene Ontology annotation, cellular component: extracellular region.